Priceomyces carsonii is the source of this 1062-nucleotide messenger RNA. RefSeq names its product KH domain-containing protein. NCBI's taxonomy places the organism in Eukaryota, Fungi, Ascomycota, Pichiomycetes, Serinales, Debaryomycetaceae. Bases 1 to 1062 code for a protein of 353 amino acids. The transcript has a single exon. Gene Ontology annotation, molecular function: RNA binding. The record is from RefSeq and is a predicted model, not a curated record.
AUGUUAGGAGCUUCUCUUUCGUUAAGCGUUAUUAACAGUGAGGAUACUUCCGAAGAUAAUAAAGAGAAUAUUUCGCCGCUGAAGCAUGAAACUAAGAGUCCCAAUAUCGAAGAGAGAGCAGUGAUCUCAAAAAAGAAAGCAAUUUUUCAAUUAGUUCACUUAAGGAAUACAAUUGAUAUUAGGAUAUUAGAUUCAUAUGCCAGGAGCAGUGAACCUGAAUUUAAUCAAAAGCGUUUGACUGUUGAACUACAACAUAAAAAGGAUAAGAUCAGCCUUUGCAUAAAUACAGAGGGGAUGUAUGAAAGCUUAGUUGCAAUGAGCAUGAGAUACCACAUCGUAGAGUCCCUGGAUCACAGGAAUGGCAACGAAGGAGUUCAUAUUUUUUGUAGCAAAAUAGUGGCCAAUCAAUGGGAGGUUGAUUUCCUGAGUGAUGUUUCGAAACAUUUUGAAUCAGUCAUUUGUGAAUUUGUCACAAACCAGAUAAAGCAAUUGGGGCUGCCGAUAUUUUCAGGCUCUUCAAGAACAUGCUUGGGUCUCUCACGUAAGAUAAAAGGAUGCAGUAUUUCACGCAUACCAUUUGGUACCGGUCUUGCCUUUCUUUUUGAAAAUAUUGCUAAUUCUCUGGACCUUAUUAGGGAGUUGUGCGAGUACAAGAGAAACCACGAAAUCAAAGUUAAUGAUCAAUUCUACUCUCGAAUUUUAUCCUUGGCUGAUAUCAAGAGGGCUAAUGACGUGACAUCAAAUCGUGAUAUACAUCUGGAGUCAACUCAAAAAAACAAGGUCAUAAUGCCGGUAACAACAAUUUUAACUUUUCAACAAAGGGAGGUAAGUUGCUUGAUUGGUUGUAAGGGACAUAGGCUUGACUUCAUCCGUGAGUCUACGAAAUGUUGCAUUAAGGUUCAAUCUAUAGAUUCGGGAAGUGGUGUAUCCAUUUCAUUACCUAGGAACAGUGUUCCUCAAUCUGUUUCAGUUACUGGUCAGCCUAAGAAUGUGCAACAGGCAGUUCAGCAUAUCCAAUACUACAUAAAGCGAUUCAGAGAGAGUGGGUCUAAAUUCAUAUAA